Messenger RNA from Closterium sp. Naga37s-1, 1353 nucleotides. NCBI's taxonomy places the organism in Eukaryota, Viridiplantae, Streptophyta, Zygnematophyceae, Desmidiales, Closteriaceae. The record is from the annotation of a GenBank genome assembly.
AUGGUGAUUGCUGGAGCUGCCGAGCCGUCGCCAGAGCGCGCUGCCGCCUGGUCGGCUGUGGUCGCCACGCCCCAUUCGGGCCCCAAAAAGUCCGGCCCGUCUGCCCCUGUUGCUGUUCCGUCCGGUCCGGCUGCUCCUCCUGCACCCCCUGCCGCUGCUGUAGAACCGUCUGUUCCUGCCCCUGGUCCCGAUCCUGCACCGUCUGCGCUACCCGCAAUGUCUGCUCCCGUCGUUGCGCAGUCUGCCCCCGGCGUUCCUGCUGCGCUACCUGCCGCUGUUGUCCUCCCUGCGGCAAUCCCCGCCGUUGCGCAGUCGCUGCUGGCGGUGUCCGCCACCACUGGCGGCCCGGCUCCCUUGGUUGCACCCUCAGCGGCGGGUCUGUCCGUGCCUGCUGUGGCACCGUUGGCCCCGGCAGGUCAGCCGUCACGACCCCAGUCACCUGACCGCCGCCCGUCACGUCCUCAUUCCCCCGCGCCUCACCAGGAUCGCAGGUCGUCUCGUCGCCGUCGUGAUUCUCCACGGCGUUACCAGCAGCAGCCUCACUGGCCUGCUCACCCCGGCGGUCAGGGGGAUUGGAGGGUUCCCCGCGGGCGCGGUGGUGGUGGGGGGUACCGCCCGCCGGUGACGAUGGCAGAUCUUCAGCGGGAGGUGUCGAGGGCGGUGCGCGAGGAGAGGGCGUCGCAGAGUCAGAGCAGCUCGAUGCGCGCCUCGCCGGUCCUUGAGGCUCCACGCCAGCCUGCACUCCCCUUGAGCCCGCCGCCUGUUGCCGCACCCCCUCCUCAGGUGCACAUCCCAACGGCCCCUGCACCCGCCGCGUCGGCGCCCGCCCCUGGAGCGCGUCUUCGCUUGCAGCCGGUUCCGCUUGUUGCGGGGGUGGAAUUUGUGGCCGCUGGUGGCGGCGUGUCUGCGGCGCAGUAUUCGCAUCCGGCUGAUGAGGAUCAGCCGCUCCUGUUCCUGGCGGAGGCGCUUCAGCCUCCGCAGACUCGUGUUCCGGAGGCGACGCUCGGCCAACUCCAUCGCCUCGCUGAGAGUCUUCACGCGCUGCUGCUGAUUCAGGUGGUUGCACAUUCGUCUCUCCCCGUGAUCCCUCCUGAGUCCUUCCGUGGCCGCCAGCGUGACACUUGCCUGGACGCGGCAGACCAGCUCGCGGUGCUCCUGGCGCCCGUGCUGGCUGCGCCCGCGGAGGGAGGCGCUGCUGCUGCGGGACAGCUUGACGAGGCUGUCCGGGGCCUGAGGCGGCACUUGCGCGCUGGAUCUGGAGCCGCGGCGAUUGGCGCAAGCACGCUUGUGGUCCGGGAGCUGUGGUGCUCCCUGACGGGCGUUCUUCACGCCCUUGGAGCGCACCGCAUGUAG